CGCAUUUCUCAUUUCUUACUUCUAGUCUAAAUUAGAUAGCAGGACGUAGUGUCCGACCUCACAGAUCGCCGAUAGUUAGUUAAAAGCCUUAUCUUUAGUUUGAUAGUGAAUCUGAAGCAGGAGAGAGAAAUCAACAUGGAGUCCCCUCCAGAUCCAGCGAGCGACCCGGGCAACAGCGCCUCGGAGCCGGCUACCCCGGUCAGGGAAACCCCGGUAAACCUGGAGACGCUCCGAAAAGCGGAGCAUCCAGCCCCGGUUCGGAAGCAGAGCUGCUCCAGCACCAACAGAGGUAUCUCAGUCACAAAGAAGACACACACUUCUCAAAUCGAAAUAAUUCCCUGCAAGAUCUGUGGAGACAAAUCAUCAGGCAUCCAUUACGGCGUGAUAACAUGUGAAGGCUGUAAGGGCUUCUUCAGGAGGAGUCAGCAAAGCAAUGCAGCGUACUCCUGCCCUCGUCAGAAAAACUGCUUGAUCGACCGCACCAGCCGCAACCGCUGCCAGCACUGCAGGCUGCAGAAGUGCUUGGCAGUGGGAAUGUCACGAGAUGCGGUGAAGUUUGGCCGAAUGUCAAAGAAGCAGCGAGACAGCCUGUAUGCUGAGGUCCAGAAGCACCGGCUGCAGCAGCAGCAGCGAGACCACCAACAGCAGCCUGGAGAGGCAGAGCCACUCACACCUAGCUAUGGUCUCUCAGCCAACGGCCUAACGGAGCUACACGACGACCUCAGCGGCUACAUGGACGGCCACACUCCUGAUGGCAGCAAGCCCGACUCUGCGGUCAGCAGCUUCUACCUGGACAUCCAGCCAUCCCCUGACCAAUCAGGCUUAGACAUCAACGGUAUAAAGCCAGAGCCCAUCUGCGACUUUGCCCCCGGCUCUGGCUUCUUUCCCUACUGCUCCUUCACCAAUGGCGAGACGUCUCCCACCGUUUCUAUGGCUGAACUAGAGCACCUGGCCCAGAACAUCUCAAAGUCACACAUGGAGACAUGUCAGUACCUGAGAGAGGAGCUGCAGCAGAUGACCUGGCAGGCUUUCCUUCAGGAGGAGGUGGAGAGCUACCAGAGCAAGCCCCGGGAAGUCAUGUGGCAGCUGUGUGCUAUCAAAAUAACGGAGGCCAUUCAGUAUGUGGUGGAGUUUGCCAAGCGCAUCGACGGCUUUAUGGAGCUGUGUCAGAACGAUCAGAUAGUGCUGCUGAAAGCAGGCUCUCUGGAAGUUGUGUUUGUCAGAAUGUGCCGUGCCUUUGACUCGCAAAACAACACCGUCUAUUUCGAUGGAAAAUAUGCCGGACCUGAUGUGUUCAAGUCAUUAGGCUGUGACGACUUGAUCAGCUCCGUCUUCGAGUUUGGGAAAAACUUGUGUUCUAUGCACCUGUCUGAGGAUGAGAUCGCCCUGUUCUCUGCCUUUGUGUUGAUGUCUGCUGACCGAUCCUGGCUGCAGGAGAAGGUGAAAGUUGAGAAACUCCAGCAGAAGAUCCAACUGGCCCUUCAGCAUGUUCUGCAGAAGAACCACAGAGAGGAUGGUAUUCUCACAAAGUUGAUAUGCAAAGUGUCGACACUGCGAGCGCUGUGCAGUAGGCAUACAGAGAAGCUCACGGCUUUCAAAGCAAUAUACCCAGACAUUGUGCGUGCCCACUUCCCCCCCUUAUAUAAGGAGCUGUUCGGAUCAGACUUUGAGCAGUCCAUGCCCGUCGAUGGGUAACAGGCUCCGCCCCCCCAGGUGCUGGUGCGCCCACUGUUUGGGGGGAAGGGAGGUGUUGGCCAUGGAGGAGGAAUCUGAGACACUUUACUGGUGCCCUGCACAAGACCGGAGCGAACAGAUGGCACGCUGUUCAACUUUUUUUCCCCCCUUUUUUCCCUCUUAAUUUUUGUUUUUGCAGUGGAGGGGCGGUUGCAUUGGCUAGCUAAUUGUCAAGGUUUACUUUGUGUAAUUUAGGUUGCAAGAAGAUGCAACUGAACUCCAGCGAGACAUGAAGAGGAGAUGGGAACAAAUAAUUUCUGUUUGGCUGAACUUGGCCCUUUAAUGCACUUUUUUAAAGGAAAACAAAACAGUUUCACCUGUGUUGUUUGCUUUUAUUAUGAUGCAGGAGUAUAACAACACUUAAAAGAUGACCUCAGCAGUAUUAUCACCCAAGUUUGCACUCCUUAAAUGAUUUUUUUUUAGUGUUUUCACAAUUAAACCUUUCAUCUUUAUAAUACCUGACUCCCCGACCGAAUUUAAGUCUCCUACAAAAUGUGCACACUUUGGUCAAGUUCAGCCGUUUUACCUGUUUUCUUUUUUUUGGUUUGUUUUUGUUUUGGAAGCAGCGCUCGAAAUGAAAACUCACAGCAACUCUCUUGGAGGUUCCGUCGGCAUGGUGAUGCAAUCGGCGCCUCUUUAAGGACAAUCGUUUAAAAUGGAACAAAAAAAAAAAAGGAAGACUAGAAUUCUGGUAAUUCUUAUAAAACACAAUGAUUUUAGCUGUCAAGGACUCCAUCCACCAUUGUUGCAUAGUGAAAAUCAUGUAAGGCCAUCUGCUAUUAAUCCUUCUCUGGAAAGAUGCCCUGAAGAAGCCCAGGGUACCAACGCAAUGAAAAGGCUCCAUUCCACCUGUUUUAUAAUGUACUACAGGGUAUAUGGUCAUAAGUACUUACUAUACAGAAAAAAAAUAAUGUUUAUAGAAUCUAUUUUAAAUAACAUGUAUGAUAUUCGUAGUUAGACCAUUCUUAAUUGUUGAAUUGAUAAGGCACUUUUAUUUACACCUUUGUUUAAUUUAAGACUUGUAUAUUUACCUAGUGAUGUGUUGCAUGUGCACAAGAAGUACAAGCUGAAUCAUAGUCACAGAGGUUACUCUUGGGAGCUAUGGGUGUUAUUGGUCUGGAAGUGUUCUAAGGCUGGUGGGGGGGGGAUCAGGGGGUUCUGUUAGGAUGACCCAUGCUGCUGCUGGAUGCACAUGAAUGAGGCACGGAUUAGGAGGCAAACUAAAGACGCUCUAUCUUUUUUUCUGAAACGGCUACGACAGUGCUGCAUAUUUUCAGUAGGAAGGUGCACAGAAAUUAAGAUUCUGAUUACCCCUAAUAAUGUGUCUAAAACCUGAAUAAUAAAAACCCCUUGAGGCAGAGGCGUUUGCAGUUUACAAAAUUAUAUACAUUUAUAUGUUUUUAUUUGAAUUCCAGUUUGACAGAAUUCGGAUAGCAGAAUAAAAACACAAAAACUACUUUGAUUUUUUUUGCCAUGUGAUUCAACAUGAAGAAAAACACAUUUAGAUUGCAAUCCUACUGUUCCACCUAGUGGAAGUUUGAAAUAAGACAAGCGAGUAUUGCAGAGGUGACAUUACUACUGUACCCUUAAAAGCAUGCCUAUUGCAGGCUGCUAAAAAUGAAUACACCUUGAACUUAUUAUAUAUGUAGCAUUUUAUCAAGUAACAACCUUUUGGUACAAUCCUGUAUUUUAUUGGGAUUUUAUUUAAUAUGCAAGCACAAAUAGCAUUUAAUGGUGUAAGGAAAGGAAACUAAUGCAUGUUUUUCCUUUUUUUUUGGUUUUAUUUAUUUAUUUCUGCACAAAAAGGCCAAAAAAGUGUGGUACCCAAGACUUUAUUAGCAGUUGGAAGUAUUUUGAAAUACUAUCCAAUCUUCUUUGCAAGCUCAGGCACCAUUAAAAUGGGCCAAGUUUUGCCACAGAUUUUUAAUUGGAUGGAUUUAGACCUGUACUUUAAAUAGGCCUUUUUAUCAAUUGAAAUAUGCUCAUUAUAAACGUUUAAAUUAAAAGCAGGGUCCUGCUUAAAGGGGGGUAUUGUUCUGCUGGAAGGUCAGAAGCUUUUACUAACAUGUCUCAUUUGUCUUUAGAUGAGGCAUUUUAUUUUUCACAAAGCUAGACUUCCAAAGUAAAAACUUUAUUAUGUGGAAUUUAUAUAGAAAGAUUUUGAAGGAAAUUGGUUGCAAUGGAUUUAAUUUCAGUGUACUAGAGCUAAGAAAUCAGGUGCUAAAGCAGGCCACACUGUUCAGAUUUUUCUUUCUAAACAAAGCUUAAAGACUUAUUCUUUCCCUGCAUCAUUAUUUAAUAACUGAUCUCCCAGAUAAAAUCCCAACAAAACAGGUUGGAGGUCUUGGUUCUAACUUGAAAAAUUAAAAGAAGUUCAAGGGGUAUGAAAACUUUUUUUACGGCACUAUAAAGGUAUAUUUGAAACGGCAUUGAUUUUUUUUCCCCCCCUUUUUAAUAUGAGUGUAUUUUUGCCUUCUUACCAUAGCCUCGGCGUGGCAGCAGCUUAAAAGGACACAGAUGAUAAACAGUGAAGGGAAAGUGAAUAUUCAAAGCCUUGUCUGGUAGUAAAGCUUCUAUUUUUGUAAAUUGUUUUGGUUUAACAAACCCACGAAAGAGGAUGAGGAAGAGGAAAAAAGAUGUCAGGUAGCACUUAACUGUAUCCCUGCAAUAAUUAAGACUAGCUGUUGUUUAUAUGAUUAGGAGGGGGAAGUUUAAAAAAAAAAACAGAAAAUGGCAGGACAAGUGCUAUUUUCAGAACGCUUUGUUGUUGUGCUUCUGUUUUUGUCAAGUGUGUCUUUCUUGUCAGUGUGGUGGUAAACGUGGUAAAAGAAAAAAAAAUUGUAGAAAAAAAAAACCCUGGAUGUGCCAAACUGUAGUCGUCGCUUCCGCUUUCCAGUCUACUUGGUUAAAACGUAGAAUGGAUUCUGAAGACAUUCCAGCAAUCUCAGUAGCAGCUUCUUGAGUAACUUUAAAAGAAAAAAAAGAAAUGAAAAAAUAUCCCUUUAGGAAACCCAGCAAAGCGUGUUAAUACAUUUGUCACCAACUGUUAAGCAGAAUCAAGUUUUGUUUGUUCAUUUCUUUCUGUUUGCACACUAUCGUUCCUUUGCUGUGCAAUUUGCACAAGACGUUAAUGCCUUGUGCUGUCACCCCUCAGGGAAGAAUUUUUUUUUUUUUUUUUUAUCUUUCCAUUUGAUAGGACAUUUGUUUGUAUUCAUCAUGUUUCAUUUAGUUUGUUUAGUUUGUUUCAGGGAUGUUUCCAUGGGAAGCUGUUGAAAUUAGGUUUGAAAAUGUUAUCACUGAGUUCACAUUUCCGACGUGCAGUUUAAAACAGAUGUUUAUUGACGCUUUGUUAAGAAAAGACUUCUUCUCAUUGUCUGACUUUAAAUUAGACUAAAUCCUUCCUAUUUACUUAAAGGCCAGAAUAAUGAGAGAUGCAUCCUGUGGUCUUUUUUUUUUUUUUUAGUUCAGAUGUUUGAUCUUGAUGACUAUUGUUGCACUUGGUAGGAAAAAAAUAGGUGAUUUGAAGCCUCAGAAUGCCAUCCCAGCUGUAAAGUAUGGUAGUGACAGCAUCCUGUUGUGGGGUCGCUGCUACAAGAGGGAAUAUUAUCAGCUUGUAUUGUUAAGAAAAUAAGGUUAUGUGAAAAUAAUGAAGCAGCACCUCAAGAAAGCAGCCAAUUAUGUUAAAACUUUGGCACAAAUGUGUCUUCCACAUGGACAAUGUUAUUAACCAUAGCACCAAAUUAAUUACAAAGUGGGUUAAAGAAAAGAAGGUCAAUUUUUUUUCUUUCUUUUUUUAUCUUUUUCUAUUCCAAAGCCCUGAUUUCAUUUGUGGGGAAAGUAAAAAAGUUCUAAAUGAGCAAAGCUGUCUACAGGGUUACUGCUGAUAUUUCUGGAGGACCAGGCAAACAUUCCAGCAGAUAAUGAUUGAUUGAUUUAUUUACUUUAUUGAUCUCACAGUGGAGAAAUGUUCUCAUUACCUUAGCUCAAAUAGUCAAAGGAGAAGAAUGUGCCAAAGGAAGAAAAAGGUGCAUGGGAUAUUUAUAUACUGUAUAUACAGUGAUGGCAAGAAACGUGUAGAACAGGGGUCACCAACUUUUUUAAGGCUGAGGGCUACUUUAUGGGUACUGAGUCAUAGGACGGGCUACCAAUACUAACCUAUGAACUAGAGGAGUCGGCGUUCACCUGAACUUCAUAGAUAAUAAACAUAUUUCUAUUGUUUCUUUUCAUUUUUAAUUUGCUUUUAGAUAUUCUCAUUAUGAAAUCUAUAUAAAUCCUCAAAUGUUCUAAUUUAUUGAUAUGAUAAAAUGCUUCAUAAAUGCUUCAAAAUAAGAGCUUCAGUAAAAAAUAAUAUUUCAGAUUUAGUCCACUGGUGAAUUGUUCUGUUUUCAAAAGAUGCUGAGGGCAUCCCAUGUUGUCCUUGAGGGCCCCUUGGUGCCCACGGGCACCACGUUGGUGACCCCUGGUGUAGAACAUCCAAAUAUCUUUGACCUAAGUUGUGCAGUUUAUAACAAAGCUACCAAGUGAAAUCUAUGUAAAUGUCACUUUGAAAACAUUUUUUUCAAAUUUUAUUUACUUCUCUCAUUAUUCUGACAUUAAGGAGAAAGGAAUAAUUUGGUAAACGUGUCUGAGCUACAACAGGAGAUGUCUAUUCUGAUUCCCUGUCAGACUCUGGGAGCGAAACAGGUCGCGGGACUUUUUACAGAUUGUCUGUAAAGAUUUGUUUUAAACUGUAUUAGGUUUUUAGCCAACAAAUCAAAACCAUAAACGCAUCAAUUUUACAACCUGCUGUUUUUCAGCACAAAGCAUUUUCCUAUUAGUAAAUAAGAAAGAAGUAUUUGUUUUUUAUUACAGAUGGUGUCAUCAGGGUCUUUGCAAAUGAUUACCCUCUUUGUUUGAAAAACCAAAAUAUUCUUAUGCAAUACUGAAUUGGUUGUGUUUGGGCUGUAGUAGAUCUGCUGUAGCUGUUCUAUUGGUCCACAUCUCUUUGUAUAUUAUGCACAAGCCCUCUAUACGACUAGUUAGCCUCAGUAUCUGAGCAAAACAACCCCUGCUGCCCCCAGUCUGGAGCACUGCUAGACAAUCCAGGUUUGUGAAAGAUGUCUGUGGCCCCGAUGAGAACAGCACAUAGAAAGAAGGCGGUGUGAACCCUCAGGGAGGUGGACAGGGAAGGCCUGAGACGCAUCUGACAUAGCACACUGAUUUAUCCAAUUCCUCUUAUGGGAAUAAAAAAAAAAAAAAGAGGGAUUUGUCUGCGUUCCUUUGAAAUGGUUGGUUUUUAGCACGUUUUCUAGUUGCAUGACGUACUUUUCUCACACGAUCAGCUAAGGUCUGCCAUUUUUUAAAGCGCAAGCAGGUGAGCCUGAUGAGUGGGCUCUUUGAUGCAUUCUGCAAAAUAUUACAAGCAAUAUGCCUUGUGUUGCAAUUACGGGUCUCUACAUUGCAGUUUUCCACCUUUUCUUUUAUAAUGAACUAUACAUCCUGUAUGUUUACAGUUUUUUACCAGGAAGUAAUAAUAGUCCCUUCGGUUCCUUUAUUUCUCUUCACAUGUGAUGUGUGGUUGCAAUAGAGACAGGAGAGCAGAAAACGGUCAUCAAACAUACAAGUACUAUGACUAUACUGGCAAUAUUAUGUCAUCUUCAGUGGCGGUUUUUGUUAGAGGUCAAAUGGGCAGUUGCCCAGAGUGGCAAAUAUCUAGAAAUACUAGAUAUGGAAACAUGCAAAUAUGCUUCAAUGUAUCCAAUCCUAGAAUAUCAAAAGUUUUCCUGCAGGCACUGGCCCAGGGAACCAUGCAUGCAAGAACCGCCACUGGUCCUUUUAUUUUUUUUUUUUUUUUUUUUUUUUUUUUUUUUUUUUUGUUUUUCUUUUUAGAUUUUCCAGAUAAUGUCUGCUUUUCAAUCUGUGUGUAUUAUACAGUAAACUGUGCCGUUUCUUCUGUCUCUGCAAUGUUGUCUGUUUGUAAAAAGCAAUAGUCUCUGUAUGUGUGUGUGUGUAUAUAUAUAUAUAUAUAUAUGUGUGUGUGUGCGUGUGUUGUUAUUACAAUGUGUGACUAGAAUAAAAACCCCAGACAAGGCUUUAAUAAUUACAGAGGAACAGGGUUACGUGGAUGAGGAUAUUUUGGUUUCAUUUUUUAAAGAAUUUCUAAAAAGGAAAAAGGUUUGGAAAUGCUGAGCUGGAUCCAUCCAUAAUAAGUACAGUAUAGGUUGUUUUUAUUUGAUUCUUUUUUAAGUAUAACAUAACGCCUUCAACAAUUCAGCGGUUUGCAAAAAGUCUGUGGAGGACCAUAAAGAGCAGAGUCACCACUCCAAAAACAUGCUCUUUCAGCUUUCUUGGUCAGAAUGCAGCGUACUAAAAUCAAUUCCUUCUGUCUUCUUUAGAAUACUGGAUUUUUGAGCCCUCGUUGAUCGCGGAUUAUGAAGGCUAGCGUGUCAUGCUUAAAAGCUGCUAGCGUAUUUUAACCCAUAAUUAUGAAUCUGUCAUUGCAUUUUGUUAAAAAUCAACUCGUUUUUCAGAGUACAGCUGAUAAGAAUUUAAGAUUAAAAUUACAUUUAAGGACGAUAGUUUUAAAAGGAAAAAAAAUAAAGACGCAACCUUUAGCCAUAAUUGAAUGUCAAGCAAUAAUCUAUGUUGGUGUAUUAUUUCUCAUUCUUUUUGUGCAUCUGCAUGUAAAUACACCCCCUUAUUUAUCUUUUUUUUUUUUUUUUGUUAAAUUUCGUGGACGUCUCGUCUGUAUAUUUGACCAGUUCAGUUCCCAGGUGGAGAACAAAGAACUUGACAUGGCCUGUAUUACUGUACCUGUUCUGUUUCUCACACUCUCCCUCAUUCUCCGCUGUUUUUAUUCAACAUAUUUAAUAUUAUUCUUAUGGAUCACAUGUAUAAAGGUAGCUUUGUAACUUCUGUCUGUAUAGGUAAGAGGAAAAUAAUGCUACUAAGGUCUCCCCAGUGGAAAUAUUUAUCUGUUUAUUGAUUGCAUCAUAUUGUACGAUGAAGCCGUUUCUACUUUGCUUCCCUCCUUUAGGAUUAGUUUGAUAGAGAUAGGGGUGUACUUAUGGUUAUUUUGUGUUGCCCUCGUGUGGUGCUAGGUAAGUUAAUUUUAUGAACCAAGUAUUGAUUCCUAAGCCUGGCUGCCCUAUUAUUAAAAUAAUUUCAUGUGUUAUUGAUAUUAGGACUCAACGAAUUAUAAUUAUUAUGAUAAAAAUGAUAGUGAUAAAAAAGAAAAAGUAUCCAGACAGUGCCUGUAUCAGUGUGCUAGCUCUGGGAUAAUGCACUUAUUUCCUUCUGGCUUAUAGCAAAACUAGAUUCUGCUCUUUUAAAAGCUAUUUAAGGUUGCUUUUUUUGAAUUUUGUGGAGAAUUCCUGAUAUUCAAAUGGAAACAGCAUUUUUUUUUCUUUUCCUGAUUGUAAGACAAACCACUCACUGAGGCUGUAGUUAAUCAGGGUUUUAAGAAGCUAACUAUUUUACCUCGUGUUUCUGCAUUGUCCCUUACUUGACGUGGGAACGUGGUGCUCGAGCCUCGUAUGUUCUGACGGCCCUGAAACGGUGGUUUUAUUCAGACAAGUGGCAUGUUUUUUUUGUGUUCCUUUUUUAUUAUUGUUGCACCACAUGAAGUGUUUAAAACAGACAUGAAUGGAUUUGCCAUUUGAUGACAAAGUCGAUCUUUUUUCCUCUUCUCUGUAGCAAAUAUCACUAAGAAAAUGUUUGCAAUAAUAAGCAAAGUAUCACACUGAGUGCCUCUCGGUGUAAUGAAAUGCAUACAUGGUUUCGAUUGUCCUUUUUAAUUUUCCAUACAUGUACUGAUGUGAUGUAUUUUUUACAUGAGAAAAUCUCACCUUGCUUAAACUUGUUUUUUUCUUUCCUUUUGUGUUUCAACAUGAUUUUGUGUGUUAUGUUGAAAAGGUUUUAUUGUAUAGACGUCAUCCGUCUCACGUUGUUUCAGAAACUGGGAAGGUUUUUUUUUUCAUGUUGAUCUGAAGUGGUCAAUAAAAGCUCCCAGAUAAGUUAUUACCCUAAAUAAUUAAUUGCACAAUUGAUUUUUUUUGGAAAAUGAAAAAAUAAUCUUGACAUUUCUACAUCUUCUGUUGUAUUUUAUUUUAUUUUUUCACUGCAAACAGAGGAUUUGCUUAUGCAUUGUAUAUUCUGUAUUCGUACGUGUUUGUAAAACAAGCGUACAGCACAUCUGGUUAUUUUAAUGUUCUGUGUUCAUUGUGUGCUGUGUCUGUUUGGGGUAACUCCACACAUGAAGGUUGAGUGGAGCAGGGGGGUCGAAGCUUUUUCCUUGCAAAACAAUUAAAAACAAAAAAUGUUUAAAAAAAAAAAAAAAAGCCCAAUCUAGUGUGUGUUUGACACAGAUUUCUAAGUCACACGUUUGCUACUGAUCUUAAAUGGCGACGGUUGAUCAUGAACCUUUUUAUCCAGCUCUUUUGAACUCUCUUUAGCAGGUAGUCUAAUUCACAAAUGUAGUUUUGCUCCUUCUUGUCUGAUUCUUAAAUAUGAAAAUAAGUAUUUUGAUUCAUUUUGUAAAUACAUCUGUAAAGAAGAAUAAGAAAUUUAAUGUUGUCUUUUAAAUACUUUUCAUUCUAAUAUGAAUGUUGUUAUAUUGUACUUAGAAACUGUACCUUUAAUAUUACCUUUAUUAAAAGUGCAUUGGACACAUCGAUUUUAGAUGUGCUUUAUGUGCUGUUAUC
Cyprinodon variegatus (sheepshead minnow) is the source of this 10415-nucleotide messenger RNA. It is a transcript of the gene roraa, whose product is annotated as RAR-related orphan receptor A. The transcript has 11 exons. Lineage: Eukaryota; Metazoa; Chordata; Actinopteri; Cyprinodontiformes; Cyprinodontidae. Gene Ontology annotation, biological process: regulation of transcription by RNA polymerase II. Gene Ontology annotation, cellular component: nucleus. Gene Ontology annotation, molecular function: nuclear receptor activity; RNA polymerase II cis-regulatory region sequence-specific DNA binding; zinc ion binding. Bases 136 to 1695 code for a protein of 519 amino acids. The record is from RefSeq and is a predicted model, not a curated record.